Molecule: messenger RNA, 2806 nt
Organism: Octopus sinensis (East Asian common octopus)
Lineage: Eukaryota; Metazoa; Mollusca; Cephalopoda; Octopoda; Octopodidae
Product: 5'-3' exonuclease PLD3-like
Exons: 10
Coding region: 608-1915 (435 amino acids)
Molecular function (GO): catalytic activity
Source: RefSeq, a predicted model, not a curated record
GAACUAAAAAUGUCAGGGAAGAGAACAAAGAUUAUGCCUGUCCCCCUAACCUUUGGGGUUGUAUUGAAUAAUAUUGACACAGUUUUAUAGAAAUCCAGUCAAGCGUUUGAAUCGUUGAAAAUUUGAAAGUAUUUAUCAAAGGGGUCAUCGUUCCAGGACUCAUUUAUUAACUAGAAACCUACUGAAAUUUAAAACUUUGACUUUAAAGCAUUCAUACAAUACACCCCCGCAAACAUUUUUCUUUAUUUCAAUUCAAACUACGGGGAAUUGUGUUAAACCAUGACGCCCUCGUUUUAUCGACAGGUUGUCAUGUGACUUCGACUUUUAUAAUAGAAUUGAUGACAAUUAAAAUAAAUACUGCAGUUAUUUUCAUUGUUGAAUGUAUGUAUUACACACAAAAUCAAAAAGGAUAGGCAGAUGAUACCUCGCUGUCAGCUUGAUUUCAAUUGACAGCAUUUACGGUUUAACCACGGAGCUUCGAAGGAAAACUGUCAACCUAAUGAAACUUCUUGGGUGUCAACUUUUAGUCGUAACCUGAAGAUCUAACGAUUUUGCGCCCGCACCACUAAGAUUGCUAAUGAAGUGAGCUGCAUCAAAGGCUUGAACAAUGACCUUAGUUAUUUUUUUUGCAAGCCUUUCUGUGAUUAUCUUAACUUUCCUUCUGGAAAAUCGUCAAGCCUUUGUCGACGACUGUUGGAUAUCCUUAGUUGAGACUGUCCCUAAAGAUAUGACCUAUGCCCCAGGUUCACCAUCACACCUGUCUACCUAUGACGGUCUUUUGUCUUUGAUUGAAGAAGCCAAGGACACAAUUGAGAUAGCCUCUUUUCAUUGGAUACUGGAUGCCCAAGAUGUACAUUCACUGCCAUCAGAGUGGGAAGAUACAAACCUUUUUCAACAUCUUUUGUCAGCUGGUAAAAACAGGAACGUAGAAAUCAAAUUACUUGAAAAUAAACCAAAUUCUGAAAUGCAAAGUCCAGAUACAGAAAUAUUAAUUGAAGACGCUCAUGCUUCAGUUCGACACAUUGACAUGAAAAAACUGUUGGGAGGUGGAAUUAUGCACACAAAGAUAUGGAUUAUUGACAGAAGGCAUUUCUAUAUUGGCAGUUCUAAUCUUAAUUGGCGCUCUCUCGCUCAAGUGAAAGAUCUCGGGGUUAUAAUUUCCAACUGCAAAUCACUCGCAGAAGACAUGGGCAAAAUAUUCGAUACCUUUUGGUAUCUGACAAAAGUUGAUGCAAUUCCUAAACCAUGGCCAGACGUGUACAACACCACAACCAAUAAAGAAAAACCUUUGAACAUCAAUCUCAAUGACAGCAAUAGCAACGUGUACUUAUCGAUUUCCCCACCUGCUUUCUGUGCAAAUGGCCGAACAGGUGACAUCGAUGCAAUUCUGGACGUUAUCAAUUCUGCUAAGAAGUUUAUCCACAUUGCCGUUAUGGAUUAUGCUCCUGCUUUGGAAUUUCAACAUCCUCCAGUGUUUUGGCCAAUUAUUGACAGAGCUCUUAGAAAUGUAUCAUUCACCAAAGGCAUUGAAGUUUUUCUACUUGGUAGCCAUUGGAAGCACAACAAAGCCAGUAUGUUCAACUUCCUUAAAUCUUUGGCUAACUUAAACAGCGCCUCAAAGGCUAAAAUGCAAGUGAAAAUGUUGGAAGUACCAUAUUUUACCAAGGAGCAAAAAGAGAUUCCUUCUUUGUGUAUUAACCAUAACAAAUUCAUGGUCACAGACACUGAUGCCUUUAUUGGGACAUCUAGUUGGAGUGGGGAUUACUUUACACCUGCUGUGGGCCUCGGAUUGGUUGUCAGAUCAACAAAAGCACAAAAACAUAAUUUCCACCAUCAACUGGAAGCAGUCUUUCAAAGAGACUGGAACUCUAAAUAUUCACAUAACCUAGAAGAUAUUGAUCCUACUAAAGUCUAAAACAACUUCUAAAAUUUUCUUUACGAAUUUGAGUUUACUAACCUCUUGUUAACCACUGCUGCCUGUGCUGUUACUGUGCGUAUUUCUGAGGUGGUUUCUUUUUUGUACCAGUGUACGAUGGGUGAAUCAAACUCUUUGCUUUGUUUUCAUGUUAUUUUAUCUAUAUGGAGAGUAACUGCAGAUGGAUGAGUAAAUAAAGUAUUGGACAACCAGCUGCAGUAGUUCUCAGCUAGGGUCCGUAUGACCCCUUGUGGUCCCUAAGCCAAAUAGCAUAUUGGGUCCGUGAAAAAGAUUUUGCUUCAGUUGUAUUUAUUGCAAAAAACAGUUAAGUAGUACUUUACAUGAUUCAUCCUACAAAAGGGAAUGUUUGAUAGGGAAAAUAGGAAUUUUGAAAGAAAGAUCUACAAAACUAGAUUUUCAAACAUCGGAAGGCUUUUGGGGUCCACCAGAAUAAAAUGGUAAUCAAAGGUGUCUUGAGAUAAAAAAAAUAGUUAAGAACCACUGAGCUAAAGGGUUACAAAUGCUAUACAUAUGCUCAUAGCCAAGACUCUUCACUUUCAGUGAUCUAAUUCUUAUGGCUUGUAUGUAGGGACCAUCAGGUGGACUGGUUAACCACUAGAAGCAACAGCACACAGGUAAAUUUGAAUCAUGCUUCACUAACUUGCAAUUCUGAAAGGGAGGUGGAUUUUUUUUGUUUGUUCAUUUUUCAUUGUUUUUUUGCUGAUAAAAUUGCUAGCAAUAUGACCCUAUUUGCAAUUAUAAUGAUAAUGAAAUUAUUGUAUGCAGUGCUCAGGUGCACCACAACUUGUCAAAAGUGCGUAUAAAGCAUAUGCAGUAAUGUACAAAUGUUUGGAAAGUGAGCAGUGUAUGAGUCAGAUACAUGCUUGAGUG